AUGAAGUUUCUCUGCUUGCACGGUGCCAUUGGCAAUGUCGAUAACAUCAGUAUCCAGCUUUCUCCCCUUCAGAAAGACCUGGGACAAGAUGAGUCUGCGUCCUUCCACUACAUCAACGCGCCCGUCAAGAUCACACCACCAGCAGGAUUUGAGGAGUACUUUGGUGUCGGCCCUCACUAUCGCUGGGCAGACGAUGGCGGUGCUGCCGAAGAUUCUUUGAUCAGUCGCGUUCGCCAAAUCCCCGUGGGACAAAAUCCAGAAGAUGUGAUGCGUGACCUUGUGGGUGAUCGCGCGGUUAUCUGGCUCAACUACAAGAAUGUCAUGGAUUAUCUCUACCAAACCCUGGAGGAGCACCCAGACAUUGGAGGUAUUAUCGGAUACAGCGAGGGUGCCUCUAUGGCCGCGACCUUCAUCCUGGAUGAGCAACGGCGAUUCGAGGAGGAAGGCCGUGAGCGCCGCAUCAAGUGCGCCAUGUUCUUUACUGAUCUGGUUGACGUCCCCACCCUUCAUGUUGUUGGCGCGAACGAUCCCUUCCGCCAUGGUGCAUAUGCACUUUACAAUGUUUGCGACCCAGACACGGCCACCUUUUUCGAUACGGGGAAGGGACACACUAUCCCCCGCUCAGGGUUGGUGAUCAAUGAAUUGGCCAAUGCGGUUCGUGAUCUUGUUGAGAAGACUCACGAAGAGGAGUGA
Molecule: messenger RNA, 693 nt
Organism: Penicillium cosmopolitanum
Lineage: Eukaryota; Fungi; Ascomycota; Eurotiomycetes; Eurotiales; Aspergillaceae
Exons: 6
Coding region: 1-693 (230 amino acids)
Cellular component (GO): nucleus; cytoplasm
Source: RefSeq, a predicted model, not a curated record